AUGGCGGCCCGCAGCUUAGCAGAGCGCACGCGGCACUGCCUGCAGAGCCGUCAAGUGGGGUCGAGGGCCCUCGAUUACUACGAGCUGCGCGAUGACUUCUGGCAUGAAAAGAUCAUGCUGGCACGUGUUCAGGACUUCCGCUUCGGGGUGCUCACCGCGCCUCGGGACAUCUAUGAUAAGAACAUGUCCCAAUCGCUCCUUCGGCUGCCGCUGGGAGCUCGGGGUGGCCUUCCUGUUCGGAGGCCGCAGGGGCAGAUCCCGCGGGCGGGCAGCGCUCGGCUCAGCGAUGUGCUGCCAUCGCUAUGCAACGAGGCGGCGCCGAUGGCAGCGAACAUUCGUGAGGAGGAUGGCUCGCCUGCACCAGCAGCACACACAGGGGCGUGCGCCGACGGCGAGGCGGAGGCACUUGCGGAGGCGCCGUCCCCUGCGGCGUUGCUGGCCGCCGCGUGGCCCGCUGGGCCAGCGGCUGGAGCCGCGGUUGGGGCUGGCGCCCUGGCGGCCGCGCCGGCCGCGUCGCCUGGGCCUCCGGCGGCAGGCCCUCUCCUUGCCCCAGCACCGCCGCGGCUCGCGGCGCCACCGGCGGACGCGGUCUGGCUUGCAACAGGGACGCGGGGGGGCUCCACGGCGGGGACUCGUAUCUCGCCCGAGCCCCUUGGAGCUGGUGGCCAGCCGCAGGUCGUGCUUGGCGGUCGCGGGUACAUGCUGCGGGGUUCGGGCCUCUCGCUCGCGGUCGCCGUGGCCAACAUCCUGGAGGCAGGGGCGGCCGCGCUGUCCGGCAGCGGUGGGGGCCUUCCCGCGUUGCCAGUGCUCUACUUGCCAUCGGGCGGCCGCUCCAGGUUGCUCCAUGACGCUCUGGCCAAGAUGUCCACCACGCCCGUCGCGAACGGGCGCUGCAAGGGGCCGAGGACCGCGGCCGUGCUGCUCGAGAAGAUCUUGGAGGCGGACUACAUGCCGCGGCAGAGGCAGUGCUGGUCGAGGUCAAUCCAGGGGCUCACAGCAUUGGACUCGGGCAUGGACGACCACCACUUCACGUUGGAGGUGCUGCAGGAGCUCACCACCGAGGACCGGCUCGACGCUUGCGAGCUGGUGGUGGUGGAGACCCGCUGCCGCCGCGACCAGCUCUGGGAGGAGCCGUAUGCGUCGAGCUGGCGCGAGGGUGAGGCUGGUCAGGACGCUGCGCCCUGGCUCGAUGGGCGACCCAAUUUCCUCGGGCAGGGCAGGAGCCGCGGCUCGGCGCUUGUCUUGUCUGCGCCGCCGGGGAGAGCUGGGUGGCGACGAUGCUCCGAGAGGGAUGCGCCAUCCUCAAGGAGCGCAAGAAGGGGCGAGAGGAAAGGCUGCUGGAGCGCGGCGCCGAGCGCGGUGCGGCCUCUGGCGAACCAGCGGCGGGUGCCAAGGCCAAGGCAUACGGCCGCGGGUGCGGCCGUGGCGCCUGAGGCGUCCCCUCGCGCCGAGGGGUCCCCCGACCUCGGCGCGAGUUUGCAGGGGAGGCGAGGCGUGCUGAACGGCGAUGCCCCCUCGCUGGGUUUUGGCGAUGACGGUCUCACGCAGAGAGACGCGCUGCCUAUCCCGCUCAACUCGGAGGCGCUCCAGUGCUUGAAGGGGUUCUCUGCCCUUGACGGCGAGCUCUCGCUGGGGCAGCGGCGCAAAGCCGCUCGCUGCAGGCGCCAGGAGCGCUGGAUGCUGGAAGGAGUCUUGGCGCUCAACGAGCUGGGUGGUGGUGGGCGGUCGGCGGGCGGCAGCGGCCACCUCAGCUUGGCGCAGCGCUCCGCGCUACAGCAUCUGAAGGGGGUCUACGCCGCGGUCCCGCCGAGGACUGAAGAUUGCACCAACCAGGAGGCGUUUCAGGCGCUUCUGGGGCUUCGACCUGGCUAUGCUGACGAGCCAGCGAUCGGGGCGAGAGCCGGCUACCAGCGCGGGAGGGUCUCUCUUCCUUCUGGCGGUGCUGGGCGUGUCGAUCUUGUUCGGCUGUUGCCCGCGCACCUGCAGUCGGCGCUGGAGUCCGGGCACGGGUCAUUGCGCUCGGAGCAGGAGGCUACUGCUGCUCUGGAGGAGGCGGACGUCACGUGUUACGUGGACGGUAAGCUGGCGCAGCGGGGCAUUGACUACGGGCGGUUCCUGCUCGAGCUCUACGAUGCGGGGAUCGUCGAAGUUUUGGACUACGAGCUGGAACUGAAGGAGGAGACGGGCGUCUUCUUCGUGCCACGCAAGGAUGACAAGCUGAGGCUCAUCUUCGACACUAGGAGGGCGAACUGCCACUUCAGGACGCCCGAGUACACGCACUUGGCCUCCGGCGACGCCCUCAGCAGCUUGGAGUGCACGCCCGGUGAGGAGGUGCACCUGGCUGCGGGCGACGUGGAGGUCUGCUUCUACCAGUACGUGCUGCCGGCCUGGGCCAGAAACUACUUCUGCUUACCGAGCCUGGCGACCCGCAUGCUGCCGGCCCGCCUGCGCGAGGCGUUGGGGCCAGAGCUGUCUGCUCGGCCCAGGAUAGCCUUCCGCGUGCGGGUCGUCCCCAUGGGUUGGAACUGGGCCGUCCACUUUGUGCAAUCUGCCCACCUGAAUGUGCUGGCUUCGGUCUCUCCGAGCAACCAGUGGCUGGUGGACAAGCAGCCUGGGGCGUGCCUCUCUGACAGCUCAGCCGCAGCCAAGGUCUUGUACAUAGACAACUUUGCUGCCAUUAGCACCAGCCGCGAGACGGCAUUGCAGGUGGUCAACGAUAUGCUCGACUCGUUCACCAGUGAGGGCGUCAAGGCAUCGCUUGACCUGGAUGUCGUCCUCCUCGGCUUCACGCUGGACGCGAAGGCCGCCAGGUGGCGCCCCGCGCCCAAGAAGUUUUGGAGAGUGCAUGGUUGUAUCUCGCACCUGCUGGAGCCGGGAAGACGUAUCGCGGGGCGCCAGCUGGAGAGGCUCGCGGGUCACGCGGUUGCGCUGCUGUUGCUGCGCCGUGAGGCGCUCAGCCUCCUCAGUGCAGUCUACGUCUUCAUCCGCUCCACCUACGACAGGGCGCAGCCGCUGUGGCCCAGCUGCCGACGCGAGCUCAGGUGGGUGCUCGCACUGUUGCCCACGGUGUUCGCCGAUAUGAAGAGGCCCUGGCACGCUGAGGCGGGUGCCUUCGACGCGUCGCCGUGGGGCGCGGGAGUCUGCGCUGCGCACUGGCCCUUGAGCGCAGUGCAGGCCGCUGGCAGGCAGCCGGGGAAGCUGCGCUUUCGCGGGCCCCUCGCCUCACUGGUGGCCCCGCGGGGCGCUGCCCUGGCUGCCGACAGCAUCGAGCUCUCGGACCCAGCCGCACUCUUACUUGGGCGUGCGGCAGGUUUCGCCGAGGUGAGCUCUGAGCUGCUGCGUGAAGCGACCUGGGCCCGCUGGCUGCCCCGCCAGGGCUUGCUGGCAGCCAACGUGGUGCAGCCGUCCACUCUGGUGCUCUACCUGAAGGUGUUGCUGCUGCUGGCAGGGUGGCUCAUGGUGGACGUGCUGCCCGACUGGCCCGUGGCAACUCGGGACGCAGCGCUGACCGACCUCCUGCGGUGGGCCUUCGACCUGAAGGUGGCGCGGGCGACAACUGCAAAGCUUGGCGUCGCGGUGCUUGGAGGUCUCCCUCAGCUGCACUUGGCGCCCUUGCAGAGGUGCUUCCCGCAGCUCGCCCACUCGCUGCCGGGUUGGAAGCGCCUGCACAUGUCAUCAGUGGUGCCGGUUACAGAGUUGCAGCAGCCAGGCAAGACGGGCGAGCUGGACCACACCGCUGUGCGUGUCUCCCCGCGGCAGCAGGCCCUGGCUUGGGCCUUGGUGCGCCUCCGCGACCCCCGCCUGGGCUUCUGGCACCCGCUGUGGGACUUCGUCUACAGCCUCUUCCUGCGGCGGUUUGGCCAGGCGCUCGAGGCUGUGCGAGCCAGCUGUUUAGCAGGCACGCUUUGCAGCCUCAGGCAAGGCGGCGACAUCCUCGACCGCCUGACGGCCAGCCGCACGCUAAUGGAGAAGCUGCAGCUCGGAAACUGGCACGCCUUCAACAGCGUGCAGCGCUACGACAAGCACGCGUGA
Molecule: messenger RNA, 4032 nt
Organism: Prorocentrum cordatum
Lineage: Eukaryota; Dinophyceae; Prorocentrales; Prorocentraceae
Source: the annotation of a GenBank genome assembly